Messenger RNA from Penicillium lagena, 1329 nucleotides. RefSeq lists its product as uncharacterized. NCBI's taxonomy places the organism in Eukaryota, Fungi, Ascomycota, Eurotiomycetes, Eurotiales, Aspergillaceae. Gene Ontology annotation, biological process: GDP-mannose biosynthetic process; carbohydrate metabolic process. The coding region runs from base 1 to 1329 and encodes 442 amino acids. The record is from RefSeq and is a predicted model, not a curated record. The transcript is spliced from 2 exons. Gene Ontology annotation, cellular component: cytosol. Gene Ontology annotation, molecular function: mannose-6-phosphate isomerase activity; zinc ion binding.
AUGCAUGGACCACUCUUGCGGCUCCGAUGUGGAGUGAACUCAUAUGCCUGGGGGAAGAAGGGAAACGACUCAUGUGCGGCUAGAUAUGCUGCUGCUACUGCUGCUUUCUCGAUCAAGCCUGAACAACCAUACGCAGAGCUAUGGAUGGGCACUCACCCUUCAAACCCGUCUUAUGAUGUUUCCACUUCUCAGACGCUUCUCCAAAUUAUCAAAGAGGAAGACAGUCUUCUGUCACCAUCUAUCGUAGCCCAAUAUGGCCGCGAGCUUCCAUUCUUGUUCAAGAUUUUGUCAAUCCAGGAUGCGCUUUCAAUACAAGCCCAUCCCGACAAAAUACUAGCCAAGCAGUUGCACGCCUGUGAUCCAAUCAACUAUCCUGAUGAAAAUCACAAGCCCGAGAUGGCGAUUGCCGUGACUCCCUUCGAGGCCCUCUGCGGCUUCAGGCCGUUGGAUGAAAUUACCCACUUCCUCGAGCAAGUACCGACACUCAGAGCCCUUGUUGGGGAGGACGAAUCAAGUUAUUUCCAAACAGCCGCCGCCAUGUACGACAAGAACAUGAUCCAUGAUGCUAGGGAAGCAGACAAACAGGCCCUACACAGGGCUUUUAGCAAGUUAAUGAAUUCAUCACAGUCAUCUAUUGCAUCUGCCUCGAAGGCCUUAGUCGAAUCGGCGAAGAUUGAAGGCGAUAGCUUUGCUGGAGGUGGGGUGACUUCAACUUCAGGUGCGGUUUUAUCUGAGUUGAUUGUUCGACUUUAUGGGCAGUUUGGGCCCGAUCAUGGCCUGUUCGUACUGUUCUUCACCAACUUUGUCACCUUGCCUCCCGGCGGGGCAUUAUACCUUCAGGCGGACGAUAUCCACGCUUAUAUAUCAGGGGAUAUUGUUGAGUGUAUGGCGACAUCGGACAAUGUCGUCCGUGCAGGAUUUACAGCACGCUUCAAGGAUGUGCCAACGUUGGUCGAUAUGUUGACCUACAACUACGCACCAAUCGAGGAACAAGUUAUGAAGCCAGCUCAAUAUCUCGAGGCUGCUCUGAAUGAAAAGGCAGCCAGUAAUGGUUCUUUUAUCACCAUCUAUGAUCCUCCUAUUGACGAGUUUGCCGUUGCGCGCUCUGUCCUUAAAGGUCAAGGUGCUGCAGCGACAUACCACCAUAUGAACGGUCCAAGCAUUAUAAUUUGUACAAGCGGAGAAGGCAGUAUUACCGUUGGCUCCAUAACCAUGGAUGUUCAAGAAGGCUACGUCUUUUUUGUUGGUGCUGCAGCGGAGUGUGCUCUUGAAGCCCAGAGCGAUAAUGAAGACUUCGAAAUGUACAGGGCGUUCUGUGAGAUCAAAUAA